Paralichthys olivaceus (Japanese flounder) is the source of this 1496-nucleotide messenger RNA. RefSeq lists its product as uncharacterized. Lineage: Eukaryota; Metazoa; Chordata; Actinopteri; Pleuronectiformes; Paralichthyidae. Gene Ontology annotation, biological process: bicellular tight junction assembly; cell adhesion. Gene Ontology annotation, cellular component: bicellular tight junction; plasma membrane. Gene Ontology annotation, molecular function: structural molecule activity. The record is from RefSeq and is a predicted model, not a curated record.
GUGAGCUGCAGUCAGCUUCUCCAACAAAUACCUGCUCCUUCGUGUCCCUCACUCGUAAAUAAGCCCCGUCUCUCUGCAGCGCCUGCCGAGUUGAAGAGAUCGACGGAGCCUCAGCAUGGUGUCUGCUGGAAGACAGAUUCUGGGUAUGGCCUCCGCCUUUAUCGGCUUCUUGGGGAGUAUCAUUAUCUGCGCCCUCCCCACGUGGAAAGUAACAGCGUUCAUCGGCGCCAACAUCGUUACUUCCCAGGUGAUCUGGGAAGGAUUGUGGAUGAACUGUGUGAAACAGAGCACAGGCCAGAUGCAGUGCAAGGUCUACGACUCUCUCCUGGCCUUGCCCCGAGACCUGCAGGCUGCCAGAGCACUCGUCAUCCUCGCCAUCAUCAUCGGGGUCUUUGGGAUCCUUCUGUCGGUGGUCGGGGGCAAGUGCACCAACUUUGUGUCGGAGGAAAGGCAAAAGUGCAAAGUGGCCAUCGCUGCUGGGAUCAUCUUCAUUGUUGCUGGGGUCAUGGUGCUCAUCCCCGCCAGCUGGACCGCGAACACCAUCAUUCGGGAUUUCUACAACCCCAUGCUCAUCAACGCCCAGAAGAGGGAGCUGGGAGCCUCGCUCUACAUCGGUUGGGCCUCUGCGGGGCUGCUGUUCCUGGGCGGGGGCCUCCUCUGCAGCUCCUGUCCCCCCAGAGAUGAAAACGACUACAACGUGAAGUACGCCAAGGCUCGCUCUGUGGACAGCAGCAAGGCCUACGUUUAGAUCGUCAGCAGGAGAUAAGACAGAGAAUCGAUGGACGUUUCAGUUUGUCCCAUAAGAAAGAGCCAAGUUCCACCAUUUAGAAUAUAGCUUUGAGCUUUUGCAGUAUGAAAUUUAACAACUUUUAAAAAUGUUCUUAUUGUGCAUAUUGUAAAAUGUGCAUAUGAGAUUAUUCACAGUUUUUGUAUUUAACACUUUCUCUUGGACAGUUUUGUACAGAUUUACUUAUAUUUUUGGUUUCUGCUGUUGAUCACAUACUCACAUUACAUAUUCUCUAUGACAUGUGAGGUUCAGAACACGUGUGUUAAAAACUGCAUUAUGUGUUUUUGUAUGUGAAAUCUUCCAGCGCUGUUGCUCCUCUUCCUCCAUUAACCCAACUGAAUAUCGACGAUGAAGAGACUGAUUCACAUUAUUUUCUGGCUUUUUCUCCAGAUUUGGUUUGUUGCUUCAGUUCUUUAAGACACAUCUGAGAUUAUGUUUUCCAUUUUUGAGUUUUUUUCAGAGGGAAGAACAGUUAUAGUGACAAAUGUCAAGAAUAAGGUUUUUCAAGUGUAGAAUCCUUACUGACAGGCUGUGUGAUAAUGAUAAACAGUGUUUGUGCUUAUGUUCUCUCUUAUUUAUCUCGACAAGAGCAAAAUCACCUUUUCCAGACAGAAAUGUAACACCUGACAUGAAGUCACCACAUGUUUGUGUUCAUAUCAAGUUUAAUAAACAUAAUAAACUGACCAGAGUCUAAAUCCAUACACAAUUA